UCGAAAACUUGGUCGGGGAAAGUAUAGUGAAGUAUUUGAGGCCAUUAACAUCACCAACAAUGAGAGAGUGGUUGUAAAAAUUCUCAAGUGAAGAAAAAGAAGAUAAAACGAGAGGUUAAGAUUCUGGAGAACCUUCGUGGUGGAACAAAUAUCAUUAAGCUGAUUGACACUGUGAAGGACCCUGUGUCAAAGACACCAGCUUUGGUAUUUGAAUAUAUCAAUAAUACAGAUUUUAAGCAACUGUACCAGAUCCUGACAGACUUUGAUAUCCGGUUUUAUAUGUAUGAACUACUUAAGGCUCUGGAUUACUGCCACAGCAAGGGAAUCAUGCACAGGGAUGUGAAACCUCACAAUGUCAUGAUAGAUCACCAACAGAAAAAGCUGCGGCUGAUAGACUGGGGUCUGGCGGAGUUCUAUCACCCCGCCCAGGAGUACAAUGUCCGCGUAGCCUCGAGGUACUUCAAGGGACCGGAGCUCCUUGUGGACUAUCAGAUGUAUGAUUAUAGCUUGGACAUGUGGAGUUUGGGCUGUAUGUUAGCGAGCAUGAUCUUUCGAAAGGAGCCCUUCUUCCAUGGACAGGACAACUAUGACCAGCUUGUUCGCAUUGCCAAGGUUCUGGGUACAGAUGAGCUGUAUGGGUACCUGAAGAAGUAUCACAUAGACCUGGAUCCACACUUCAACGAUAUCCUGGGACAACAUUCACGGAAACGCUGGGAGAACUUUAUCCAUAGUGAGAACAGACACCUCGUCAGCCCCGAGGCCCUAGACCUUCUGGACAAACUUCUGCGAUACGACCAUCAACAGAGACUGACUGCCAAAGAGGCCAUGGAGCACCCGUACUUUUACCCCGUGGUGAAGGAGCAGUCCCAGCCUUGUACAGACAAUGCUGUACUUUCCAGCGGCCUCACCGCAGCCCGAUGAAGACGGGAAAGCCACGGGUAAUGCGGCGUUGAUGCUUGCCAGUAAAACCAACCAACCAAACACAAAUCGUGAAGGAGAACUACAGUGUGAUAAAAAGAAAUUCUAGUCAUUCCUUCUAAACAAAGAAGAGUAAAGACCUAAAAGUCUGUCAAAAAGAAAGAAACUCCCCAGUACUAGUCUGCAGGGAGCUGCCAUUCUGGCAGCGUGGCGGUGCACGUAGUUCGGGAUCUGAGGGAACUCUCCCUUUGGAAUGCCUGGGAGAUGAGAGACUCGGAGUUGUACAUUUCCCUUUAUUUAACAGGAGACCACUGUUGAAUUAACUCGUUCGGUCAGCCAGCUCUGAAUAUCUGACUUCCCAUCUAUUCCACUGUGGUCUGGGUUCCCUUUGGUGAGAUUCAGGCUCAAGUUUUAGCAAAACGUCAGCAGUCUGUACUGACACACCAGCCUCACUUACGAAAAGGAGAUAUUAAAAUAGUGACAGUAUUUUUUUUUUUAAGCUCUUAUACAAAUUCAUGUUUUAUGUAUUUUUUUAUGACAUGAGCUCUCUAGGAAAUGUACCUCAUCCCUGUGGUUUUCUUCUCAGUGUCUUCAUUUGGGAGCAAACUGCAGUCACUCGCACGGAGUCCCUUUUGAUGUCAGGAGGCGUCACUUUAAACUUGGUGAUGCCGUGAACAGGUCCAUCUGUCUCAUCAACAGUCCCAUGCAUAACUCGGAGCUCACUCUAACCUUUGUUGAUUUGCCUAACCGUAAAAUCUUGUUGCUGUUUUUUUCGUGUAGCUUUUCUUUUUGCAGCCUUGUAAGGAAAACCCUACCUUUCCCAGCACAUCCCUGUGUGUGCACCUAUUUUAAUGCACCUCUCUGAAACAAAAAGUUUUUGUUCACAACCAUAACUAAAGCUGGAAAGUCAGUUCAGGCAGGUCGGGGAGGGAGAAAAACAUCCUAUCAGAAUUUAUUCAGGAAAGACUUAUUGGGUGAAAAAAAUGUUCUCCCCCCCCUUUUGCCUCUCUUUAUCCCCAUUAGAAACAAUUCUUGCUGUUAUCAGAGUAAUCUGCAUUUUUAAGCUCUGAUAGGUAAUACGUAAGUGUGUUAGCAAAGAUAAGUCUCACGUGCGGGGACUGGAGUUGUGUGAGCAGGGCCACCCCAUAACCCAGGCAACUGAGGAGAGCAGUUUGCACGGGGCUUGGGGAAGGAAGUGGAGCUCCCGGGCAAGUAUCAAAGCUUGGGAUCCAUUGUGCUAGCCUUCACGUUAACAGAGGAAGCUAGAUUGUGUUUAAAAAAAUUAAAAAUAGGGCUGAUUUCAUUUUGGGGACUUGUCACCAACAUGGUUUGCAAGCAGUCCCCCCACCCCAGCUGCACAGCUGUGGGGGCUUCACACACCUAGGCUAGAGCUAGAGGUGUCUACCACCAAGUCACACUUUAGGAUUUCUUCAUUAACUAUUUAAUAAUGCCAUACAUUUUUAUAAGGUUAGAUUGUUUGGAAACGUGUUUACAUUCCAUAUUCCAAUAAAAUCGUAUUGGUAUUGGUAGCAGGUCCUAUCUCUAAAUGUAGAUUCUAUUUUUGUCAUUUGGUUGGUGGGAACUUAAAAUGCAAAUAAAACUCUUAUU
Molecule: messenger RNA, 2526 nt
Organism: Ceratotherium simum simum (southern white rhinoceros)
Lineage: Eukaryota; Metazoa; Chordata; Mammalia; Perissodactyla; Rhinocerotidae
Source: RefSeq, a predicted model, not a curated record